Molecule: messenger RNA, 1380 nt
Organism: Apis dorsata (giant honeybee)
Lineage: Eukaryota; Metazoa; Arthropoda; Insecta; Hymenoptera; Apidae
Product: FK506-binding protein 5
Exons: 8
Coding region: 49-1380 (443 amino acids)
Source: RefSeq, a predicted model, not a curated record
GAUUUUCUUCUUUUCACUCAUAGUUCUUUUACUAGGGAUUUUCGUAUUAUGUCAACACUUGUUGAAGUCAUUACAAAUCAAAUUAUUAUAGAGGCGGUUCUAUGUUCGACUUUUAAAAAAGUUAACUUUUUCUGUUUAUUCAAUUAUAAAAAGUAUAAGCUUAUUUUCUGGUGCAGAAGAUUUCUGGCGCAGAAGAUGUCUGGUGAUGUUCAAACAAGAAAACGGAAAGAAAAAAAACGUAAAAAGGAUGAAGAAGAUAAUAUUAUACCAUCACCUUCUCUGGGAAAUAUUAAUGAAAAUUUGACAGAUAAUGUAACUAUACAUAUUUAUAAAGAAAGUACCACAGGAGGACAUUGGUGUGCUCGAAUUAUAUUCUUUGUCAUUUUAAUAAUGCUUGUGGGUCUAAUUGGUAUAGUUAUCUUUGAGCAUAGGGGUACUACAGAUAUCAGUACUCCAUUAGAAUCUUCUCGUUGGGCUUUUAUAUUUGAAGGAUGGGUUGAUGACUCUGCAUUAUUAUCUAAUGAAGAAUCACAUGAUAAUGAACAAGAAACUAGAGAAAUAAAAAAGGAAACAAAAGAUGCUGAAGAUAAAAAAACUAUAGAAAUUAAAAUUUCUAAUGAAGAAGAAAUUCAAGAAGAUAAAAUAUCAAAUGAACAGACAGAGGAAGAAAAAGAAACAAUAGAUGAAAAUGAAUCAAAUGAAGAGCAAAAUAUUUUUCAAAGUAAAGAAGAAGAAUUAAACUAUGAAAAUGAAUUUGAAGACAGAGAACAACAAGAAGAUAUAUUGGGAGAAGAUAUUACACCAGAAGAAUUUGAUGAUAUUAAUGUGCUAGAAGAAAUAUAUAGUAUUAGUACAGAAAAAUUUUCAGAUGAAAAAAAUAUUUUAUAUGAAACAGAUAGUCAAUUUGAUAAAAUAAUAAAAAUGACAAGAAAUGAAGAUGAAAAAUUUGAAAAUUUUUUGGAUAUUCCUGGUAUUAAUGAAAUUAAUGAUGACAAUUUAGAACCUUUAGAAGAGGUAGAAAACAUAGAACCUGAAGAAUAUGUUAAUGAUAUAGAUGUAAAGCCAGAAAUAAAAGAAAUAGAAGAAGAAUCUGCUAAUGUGGCUAUGAAGUUUGGAGUUGGUGUGGCACUUAUUGUUGCUGCACAUUUUGUCCUUGUGAAACGGUGGAAUAAUGAAGUUAUCUUUGUUCAAAAUCAAUCAAAAUUAAUUUCAUCUGAGAAAAAAGAUGUGGAAAAAAAAUUAAUUCUGAAAAAUAAAUUGAUUAUUCAAGUAGAAGAAUAUAAAACAGAAGAACAAGAUAAAAGUAAAAAAAUAGAAACAAAAGAAUUUAAAGAAGAAAAAAGAAAAAUAGAAAUAAUAAAAGAACAGACUAGUUUAUGA